Anoplophora glabripennis (Asian longhorned beetle) is the source of this 2598-nucleotide messenger RNA. RefSeq names its product DNA mismatch repair protein Mlh1 (gene Mlh1). Gene Ontology annotation, molecular function: ATP hydrolysis activity; ATP-dependent DNA damage sensor activity; ATP binding. NCBI's taxonomy places the organism in Eukaryota, Metazoa, Arthropoda, Insecta, Coleoptera, Cerambycidae. The transcript is spliced from 10 exons. Gene Ontology annotation, cellular component: MutLalpha complex. The record is from RefSeq and is a predicted model, not a curated record. Bases 301 to 2553 code for a protein of 750 amino acids. Gene Ontology annotation, biological process: mismatch repair.
UUGAUUUAUACGUAAUAGGUAUAUGCAUAUGUAAUAUUCUUAUCUAUUUGAAACCAAAACUUCUUUUAUAAUUUCUGUUUUUUAAUAAUUCAUGAAGUUGAACUUUGCUGCCUAGUUAUCCAAUAUGAAUUAUUUUUAAUCUAGGUUAUGUUUAGAAUUAUGCAAAUUGACCUCUGCAACUCUCACACAACCAAUGGUGUAUUAUAUGUUGCCUAUGCUAUGCCAGAAAAUAAACAAUUUUGAAAUUAGUUUUUUGAGGUUAAUUUGUAAUUUGUCUUCUCGUUAAGAAUAAAAACAGCUAUGGAUCCUCCAGAAAUAAAGAAAUUGGAUGUGGAAGUCAUAAAUAGAAUAGCAGCAGGAGAAAUUAUACAACGCCCUUCAAAUGCCUUGAAAGAAUUAAUAGAAAAUAGCUUGGAUGCAAAAUCUACAAAUAUUCAAGUAACAGUAAAAAGCGGCGGACUUAAAUUAUUGCAAAUUCAAGAUAAUGGCACCGGUAUAAGGAAAGAAGACUUUGAAAUACUCUGCGAGCGUUUUACAACAUCCAAGUUACGAGAAUUUGAGGAUUUGCAUAAACUCAACACUUACGGCUUUAGAGGAGAGGCUUUGGCGAGUAUUUCUCACAUCGCCCAUCUAACCAUAACGUCAAAGACUAAAAACGACAUAUGUGCCUACCAAGCAUCAUUCGUAGACGGUAAAUUACAAGGAGUUCCUAAACCUACCGCUGGCAACCAAGGGACCAUAAUUACAGUCGAGGAUCUUUUUUAUAACAUGAACGUUAGGAAGAGGGCACUCAGGACUUCAACAGAGGAAUAUCAAAAAAUCUCAGAGGUUGUUAGUAAAUAUGCGAUUCACAACAGCGGUGUAGGUUUUACAUUAAAGAAAUCCGGGGGUAAUACUGAUAUUCGGACACCUGUAAACUCGAACCAAAUAGAUAACAUUAAAAUCGUUUAUGGAAACGUUAUAGCCAGGGAACUGAUAGAAUUUUCAUUGGAUAAUCAACCGUUUAAGUUUAAAGUGAGGGGGUACAUCACAAAUGUCAAUUAUUCGACUAAAAAGUUUCAAUUCCUAUUAUUUAUCAAUCACAGACUGGUGGAUUGCCACAGUUUGAGGAAGUGCAUCGAUCAGGUAUAUUCCACUUAUCUGCCGAAAAAUACACACCCGUUCGUAUAUCUGAGCCUAGAAUUAGAUCCCGCGGACAUCGAUGUUAACGUGCACCCCACAAAACACGAAGUGCACUUCUUAAACGAGGAGCAGAUCGUAGAAACUAUCACCACAGCGCUAGAGACGAAGUUGUUAGGCUCGAACAAUUCCAGGGUUUUUUAUACCCAGGCAAAAUUGCCGAAAGUUUUUAGCGUGACCAGCGAAACGUUGCAAGGAAAAGAAGGUGCGCCGAUCCGCAGCGUAAACCCAAAAGAUUUCGUCAGGACGGACGCGAAAGAACAGAAAAUUGAAAAAUUUUUCGGAGCUCCGAUAAAAAAGGAUGCUGCGAUCGAGGUGAAAACAAGUCUAAACCCUCCCGUUUCUGAAUCCAGUGGAAAAGGGAAUCAAAUGGAUGUGGACGUGUCACUUAACGAGGAAGAAUUUCAGAGACAACAUGAGCUUUUUGUCGAGAGGAACGAGAAAUUCGAGGAUCGUAUUUUAGAGAAGUCUACGGAAAGUGUUCUAGAAGCGGAGCCACGACAGAAUGAGGGCUGUAGCAAGAAACUCGUUCCCGAAGUCCAAAACCCCUCAAAAACCGCAUCGGAAACAAAAGAGCAGAAAAAAGUUGUGAAAAACAACGAAACUUUGAAUGCCUCGUUCAUUUCAAAAGUAACGAGGGCAGACACGAAACUGACCAGCGUCCGAGAGCUCCGCAAGGAAGUCGAAGACAACUGUCACCGGAUACUGCGAGAGACGUUCGCCCAGCACGUAUUUGUGGGCAGCGUGAGCCCGUCCCAAGCGCUGAUCCAGUUCAGCACGAAGCUGUACCUGUGCGACACGGAAAAGAUACUCUCGGAAUUGUUCUACCAGUUCGUCCUGUACAACUUCCGAAACUUCGACUGCUACAAAUUUUCCAAUAAGUUCUCCAUCACGGAACUGGCGUUGAUCUGUUUGGAGCUGCCCGAGGCCGGUUGGACGCCUGAAGACGGAGACAAACCGGAAUUGGCGAGACGUAUCACCGAAAUACUCACCGACAAGGGGCCUAUGCUGUCGGACUAUUUUUCCAUGGAGAUUGACGAACGCGGGAAUCUGUGCAGCAUUCCGGUUUUGCUGGACAACUACGUGUCAGACCCGACCGGUUUACCGAUGUACGUCGUCCGGUUAGCGACGGAGGUGAACUGGGAAGAGGAGAAGGAAUGUUUUAAGUCGUUUGCUAGGGAAACUGCCAAAUUUUACGCACAGGUUUCAACAGAAACCAAUGAGAAAGGCCAAGACUGGAAGUGGGUCACCGAGCACGUUCUAUAUCCCGCGAUUAAAGACUAUUUCAUACCGCCGAAGAGUUUCGUCGAGAACGCCGCCGUUCUGGAGAUUGCGAGCCUACCUAAUUUGUACAAAGUGUUUGAAAGGUGUUAAAUUUUUGUAUUUGUUGCUUUUUCUUUAAUAAACUAUUAUUUUGUA